GGUAACAUCGUUCGCGCUGUAAUUUCACAACAACACGCUCCGCUGAUUGUUGGAGCUACAAUUGUCCAGCCCCAGCAGCUCGCACACGACUCGAAUUGAACUAAAUACAAAUUAAAAUAAUUACGGAGAGUAUGCCAGCCAGAAGGAGGACUGCGGCGGCGGCAGCGUCGAGCAGCAAAGAUGGGGAGAGUCCGCAGAGUCCGCAAUCCGAUGAUCCCGCAUACAAAAUGAAAAGAAAAAAGAACAAUGAGGCAGUGCAGCGCACACGCGAGAAGUUAAAGAAGUCGGCCGAGGAGCGCAAGCUGCGCAUCGAUAAGUUGAAACGGGAGAACGAACAGCUCAAGACGAAGAUCAAGUCGGGAAAGAAGCACAUUGCCACGCUGCGGGAACUGAUCAUACAGGGCGAGAAGACCGAGGAUCAUCAUCGCAUCAUACAGGAGAUUUUGGGUGCCCCGGACUCUGCCGAUGACGACGGGGAUGACGACGAUGAUUCCAGCAGUUAGAUCGUAGCGUAGCAACAUGACCAACGAGCAAUUGCUUUUAAUUUACUUUAUACUAUUCACCUACUUCUAAGCAUUAUCUGUGUAUGUGUGUACUAACCGUCGUAGACGUCCAGCUUUUCCAUGUGCAGGCUGAAGACUUCGUCCAUUUUCGUUAUCGCGAUUUAGUCGCCAAAUAAAUCCCCGUAAAAUGUA
This is a messenger RNA of Drosophila obscura, 695 nucleotides long. RefSeq names its product CCAAT/enhancer-binding protein 2 (gene Irbp18). Bases 132 to 503 code for a protein of 123 amino acids. The record is from RefSeq and is a predicted model, not a curated record. Gene Ontology annotation, molecular function: RNA polymerase II cis-regulatory region sequence-specific DNA binding; DNA-binding transcription factor activity, RNA polymerase II-specific. The transcript is spliced from 2 exons. Gene Ontology annotation, biological process: DNA-templated transcription; regulation of transcription by RNA polymerase II. NCBI's taxonomy places the organism in Eukaryota, Metazoa, Arthropoda, Insecta, Diptera, Drosophilidae.